Messenger RNA from Ananas comosus (pineapple), 1760 nucleotides. RefSeq names its product serine/threonine-protein kinase BLUS1. The record is from RefSeq and is a predicted model, not a curated record. Gene Ontology annotation, molecular function: protein kinase activity; ATP binding; protein serine/threonine kinase activator activity. Bases 125 to 1648 code for a protein of 507 amino acids. Gene Ontology annotation, biological process: protein phosphorylation. The transcript has a single exon. Lineage: Eukaryota; Viridiplantae; Streptophyta; Magnoliopsida; Poales; Bromeliaceae.
AGUAAUCCGAUUCAAUUUCGAUUUCUAAAUACGUUGGCUAUUGAGUUAGUAAGUUUUCGUUAAUCUUUAAUUCCCACACCAUCAAUCAUACGUAAAAAUUGAUAUAUAGUACGUAUUUGAGGCAAUGGACGAAGCGAAAAGAAUGGUGUAUCCUUUGGACGCGAAAUCGUACAGGCUCCUGUACGAGAUCGGCAGUGGCGUGAGCGCGGUGGUGUACAAGGCUGUGUGCCUGCCGCUGGACUCGGCGGUGGUGGCGAUCAAGUCCAUCGAUCUCGAACGGUCGCGCGCGAACCUCGACGAGGUGCGGCGCGAGGCCAAGGCCAUGGCCCUGCUCAACCACCCGAACGUCCUCCGCGCGCACUGCUCCUUCAUCGUCGACAGCCACUUGUGGGUUGUCAUGCCCUUCAUGGCCGCCGGCUCGCUCCAGUCCAUCGUCUCCUCCGCCUUCGCCGACGGCCUUCCCGAGCAGUCCAUCGCCCCCGUCCUCAAGGAGAUCCUCCACGCCCUCUCCUACCUCCACGGCCAGGGCCUCAUCCACCGCGACAUCAAGGCCGGGAACAUUCUCGUCGAUUCCGACGGCUCCAUCAAGCUCGCCGACUUCGGCGUCUCCGCCUCCAUCUACGAGUCGCCCCCUUCCUCCUCCUCGUCCUCCUCCUCGUCCUCCUGCUCCUCCUACCCGAUGUACAACUUGUCGUCGUCGUCGCUGUCCACCUUCUUCAACGAAAUGGCGGGGACGCCGUACUGGAUGGCGCCUGAGGUGAUCCACUCCCACGUCGGCUACGGCAUCAAGGCCGACAUAUGGUCGUUCGGCAUCACCGCCCUCGAGCUGGCCCACGGCCGCCCCCCGCUCUCCCACCUCCCGCUCUCGAAGUCGCUGAUGAUGCGGAUCACCAACCGCCUGCGCCUCGAGGACGCGCCCGACCACACGAGCAGCAAGAAGAAGUUCUCCAAGGCGUUCAAGGACAUGGUGGCCUCCUGCCUCUCGCACGACCCGUCGAAGCGGCCGUCUGCCGACAAGCUCCUCCGCCAUCCCUUCUUCCGGAGCUGCAAGUCUGCCGACUACCUAGUUAAGAACGUGCUGCAGGCAGUGCCGACAGUGGAGGAGAGGUUCAAGGAAGGCCCUGUUACCGUCGGACUGGCGUCUCCGCCGAACAAGACUCGACGGGUCAGCGGGUGGAAUUUCCACGAAGAAGGCUUCGAACUGGAUCCGAUUUACCUGGGGGAGGAGUGCGAGGACGAAUCGACGAAGGGCGAAGAAGGCGAUGAUGAUGACGACGAUCAGGAAGAAGGCAAGGAGGAAGGAGAGAUGCUGCAGGCUCUGUCGACGGCGGCACCGAAUGCCGCUUCGUCGACCGCGUCUGUCGUGAAGCAAGUGCUGGUUCCCAACUUGGUUUCUCUGCUCGGGAGCUUGGACCUGCAGCGAGGGAUGGUGAUGAAUCUGCUGGCGCGGUGCGUGCGGUGCGCGGAUGGCGACGAGGAGAUGAAGGUGAGGGAGCAGAGAGAGCAGCUGCUUUUGCAGUACGUCAACAGCCUGCAGCAGACUAUAAAUGAUCUCAAUCUCCAUCUGCAGAAGGAGAUGAAGAAGAAUGAUCAUCUGGAGGAGUUACUAGAGAAUAUUAAGAUGAACAGUACUAGUGAGGAGGAUUAAUUAAGGGAGAGACUCUUUAAUUGUUGGAAAGGUUACGAAGCGCAUGUAGUGAUGAGCUUGUGAUUAUUAUAUGAUAAGGAUCAUGAUGUUGUUAUUUUACGUAGAUAACAAA